Messenger RNA from Linum trigynum, 405 nucleotides. NCBI's taxonomy places the organism in Eukaryota, Viridiplantae, Streptophyta, Magnoliopsida, Malpighiales, Linaceae. The record is from the annotation of a GenBank genome assembly.
AUGGCUGGACAGUUCACUUGGACUUCGCCCUCCGCAGGCCCAUCAGUUGAUCUGGAAGAUGAGUUGGUCCUUGCGGAUGAUUUGCAUCAACCCAUGGCCAAUCUUAGGACAUCAGCUGUAAGCCCACAUGAGGCUUCCUCCUCGCCCGGGCCUUCAUUAUCUGGCCCACAGGACCGCACUGAAGAAACCAGUCGCCCUUUGAAUGGGCCGAGGCCACAGGCCAAGCCCGAUCACUCCCAAACGGCCCAGCUCGAUCGCUCCCCCUGUUUGACCGACAAGUCCACCUCUUGCGAUCGGACCGAGCCCAGUCCACAGCCCGCAUCUGCCUCGCCUACUGCACCUAGAGAUCCAGCAGCAGUUAAUCCACUUCCACGUGGUUUCUACCCCCGAAUCACCUCGUCGUAG